Manis javanica (Malayan pangolin) is the source of this 2845-nucleotide messenger RNA. NCBI's taxonomy places the organism in Eukaryota, Metazoa, Chordata, Mammalia, Pholidota, Manidae. The record is from RefSeq and is a predicted model, not a curated record.
CAGCUGUUGUGACAUAGUCAUUUCAUCCUAUUGCCUUUCUUUGGCUCUCCCCUUUUAGGAGAUGUAGUUGAGUUUAUCUGGACUCUCAUCAGGGCCUAUAUUCUUAGCUAGUUGUUACUUUUUCAGACAGUGUCUGAUACAUAUUGCUGAAUCAUUUACCUUGGGGUGUUUUUAAAUUAGAGCUACUGCUUCUAUCUUUGGGCUAGAGAAAAAUUCUAUUCUCAUGGGGUAAAGUGAAGGGAAAAAUCAAGAUAUUUAAGAUCCAAAAAUGGAAAAACAGAGCAGUGAAAAAUGGCAUAAAGCCAGAAGUUUACAUGUAAAGUUUUAGCUCUUAAAUGUGUCAAUAUCUAUUGGUUUUUUAAAAAAUAAUGUUUAUAACCUUUUAUCUAGUAUUACUCAUUUGAUAGUUGAUAAUAUAACUUAAUAAAAUACUACUAUAAAUAUUAUUACCAAAGAUGUUUAUUGCAGCUUUAACUAUUAAAAAAAAAAAGAAUGCUAAAUGUCCAAAAAUAGAAGAAUGGCCAAGAAAAUAAUAGUUUAAAGUCAGUGGAAUAUUGCAUUGCCAUUAAGAUGUUUCUGAUCUCAUGAAAACAGGCCUAUGCUCAAUGUUCAGUGCUCAAAAGGGUGGGGAGAGGUCAGGACUGGGGAGUGAUGUGGAUUGUAAAGUGACUUAUUUGGUGUCUAAGAUGAGGAUGGGAAGGUAGUGGGUGAGGAUUUGGUACGUGGCCUUGAAGCCUCUGAUCGGAAGUUUGGAUUACUUGUGGGAAACAAUUAGGCAGGUCUGAUUCUACAGUAUCAUUCUUCAAAAAUAAUUUUUACUUUUACAGGAGAUGGAGAGGGGGCUACUAGCUCUAGCAAAUCCAGACAUGGAGGAAACAGAGUUUGAGAUGAGCUAAGGACAAUGAAAAUAAGCGUCUUCCUGAUGAAUAUUGAUUGCAAUUGGAUGGUGAAAAUGAAGAGCCAGUUAAAGAUUUUUGAAAACUCAAAGUUAGAUGAAAAAAACCUUGCUAAUGGGGACAUUAGGAAAAGAUGACUUGGUGUAGAUAGAUCAGCUUGGACUGGGAUUCAUACACAUUUAUGGACAUUGUUGUCCUUAUAGCUAUCAUUUUCUGAGAAUUACUAUGCACUCAGCAUUGUUCUAAGUUACACAUACAUACUUCCUCAUGUAAUACCUAAAAGAACUGUGAGGAGUAGCUGCUAUGAUCGUCAUUUUACAGAUGAGAAAACUGAUAGAGGAAUUCAGCCAUUUGCCUACAAUUGUUGGCCAGCUGGGUAAUGGCUGAUGUUGCUAGUUGGCCAGUAGGGGGAGAGGCUACUCCUGAGCGCAGACUGAAAUAAUUUGACCAUUUUGUUCUCCAGCCUAACUUAAAGGCAAAUAGGUUUAUUCAACUUGAGAUGAAAACAUCAGCAGCCAGAGUGGAAGACAGGCAGACAAGGGUAAAAGGAAGGUGACUUUUCUUUUAAUAUCCUCCAUCCAGAUCCCAGCCACUCCUUCUGUCACUCCUUGAGGACAACAGCUCUGGGUGUGACUAGUUGUGUUUCCUCUAGGAACACACAGAGAAGAAAAGUAUGGCCAGAGGAGACGAUGUGGAAAAAGGCAUAAUAUAGAAAAGAACGGCAGUACAGAGCUGAAUGGACAGUUAUAAAGAAUACAGAGAAGAGAUGUGUUCUACGAGAAACCAACAUGGCUUCCCGCUAUGAAAAAGAAUUCUUGGAGGUAGAAAAAAUCGGGGUUGGGGAAUUUGGUACCGUCUACAAGUGCAUCAAGAGGCUGGACGGGUGUGUUUAUGCCAUAAAACGCUCCAUGAAACCUUUUGCAGGAUCACCAAAUGAGAAUUUGGCUUUGUAUGAAGUUUAUGCUCAUGCGGUGCUUGGCCAUCACCCCCAUGUGGUCCGUUACUACUCUGCAUGGGCAGAAGAUGACUACAUGAUCAUUCAGAAUGAGUACUGCAACGGUGGGAGUUUACAGGCUGCUAUAUCUGAAAACACAAAGUCUGGCAAUCAAUUCCAAGAGCUGAAGCUCAAGGACAUCCUUCUGCAGGUUUCCCUUGGGCUUAAGUACAUCCACAACUCGGGCAUGGUGCAUCUGGAUAUCAAACCUAGUAACAUCUUCAUUUGUCAUAAGAUGCAAAGUGACUCUCCUGUAGGCCCAGUAGAGAUUGAAAAUGAAGUGGAUUGGUUUCUCUCUGCCAAUGUGAUGUAUAAAAUCGGUGACUUGGGUCAUGUGACAUCAAUAAGCACACCUAAAGUGGAAGAGGGUGAUAGUCGCUUCCUGGCUAAUGAGAUUUUGCAAGAGGAUUAUCAGCACCUUCCCAAAGCAGACAUAUUUGCCUUGGGACUAACAAUUGCAGUAGCUGCAGGAGCAGAGGCAUUACCCACCAAUGGUGCCACGUGGCAUCGCAUCCGCAAGGGCCACCUUCCAGACAUUCCUCAGGAGCUCUCAGAACAACUUCACAAUCUACUCAAGAACAUGAUCCACCCUGAUCCAGAGGAGAGACCUUCGGCAGCAGCUCUGGCCAUAAGUCGAGUUCUCCGGCCCUCCCUGGGGAAAACAGAAGAGCUCCAGCAGCAGCUUAACCUGGAAAAGUUUAAGACAGCCACACUUGAAAGAGAACUGAGAGAAGCCCAGCAGGCCCAGUCCCCGCAGGGAGCCCACGGUAGCCCUGGAGUCUCUGGGGCCCCCACUGGAUCAAGAAGCACCAAACGCCUGGUGGGAAGAAAAAGUGCAAAGUCUUCAAGCUUCACCUAUGCCUCUUUAAUCAAUGAGGUAACUUUGUAACCAGGACAAGAGAUAGUCCUCUGAAGUGUAAGUGAACCUACAUGAAUAAAGAAUGCCAAGAUCUGG